GCCAAGCUCAACUAAACACCAUGCUAAACACGCACAACCUUCGUGAGCGCUAAGAAGUUUUUAUUCAUGCAAGUAAUUCGUUUGACAGCGUUAAUGUUUUGAUAAGUGUUUGAUUUUCUUUCAGUGCAAAAACCCCCAACACGAUACUGCUUUUUUCUGACAACGUUUGAAGGCUAGCCUGUUAGCUAAAGUUCUGUUUGUCCGAUCUUUGUUUUAUUAUUUAUUAUUUGUUGUCCCGGCAAAGACUGGAAGGUGACGGAAUGGAAAUAAUUAACAAGCAAAGCAUCCAUGUGGAGGUCCAUGUUAAAUCCCUCAGCACAGCUCCACAUACUGAGGUGAAGAAGCAUGUUCAGGCGCUGCUGAAUCGCCACAGCAUGUUAUUUGGAAACUACAGAUGGACAGAGUUUGAUGAAUCAUUCCUGGAUAAGCAUGUGGAAUCUGUCUCUAUAGUUGACCUUGAGGAAAUGAUAACACAGCCCAUUGAUUUAAGGAGUUGCUCUGUCUCCAUACACAUCUUCACUCUGAAUGAGGAUGGACCCAGUAUGCUCAGUUUGGAGGAGGAUGAGGAGCUUUCAGCAGCUAAUCAUUGGUUGCUGCCAGCAGCUGAAUUCCACGGGAUCUGGGAAAGUCUUGUCUAUGAAGAUGGAGUCAAAACCAAGCUCUUGGAUUAUGUGACAACAACAAUUUACUUCUCAGACAAAAAUGUCGACAGCAACCUAAUUUCUUGGAAUCGUGUUGUGCUUCUUCAUGGACCUCCAGGCACAGGGAAAACAUCGCUAUGCAAAGCUCUUGCCCAGAAACUGUCAAUUAGACUGUCAAGUCGGUAUUCUUACGGCCAAUUUGUGGAGAUAAACAGCCACAGUCUGUUUUCAAAGUGGUUCUCAGAGAGUGGUAAGCUUGUCACGAAGAUGUUUCAAAAGAUCCAACAACUCAUUGAUGACAAAGAUGCUCUUGUGUUUGUUCUGAUUGAUGAGGUGGAGAGCCUGACAGCAGCAAGGAGUGCCAGCCAGGCUGGAACGGAGCCUUCUGAUGCCAUUCGCGUGGUCAAUUCUGUCCUUACUCAGCUGGAUCAGAUCAAACGACAUUCCAAUGUGGUGAUCCUGACAACAUCCAAUGUGACAGAAAAAAUUGACUUGGCCUUUGUGGACAGAGCCGACAUCAAGCAGUACAUCGGCCCACCUUCGGAAAAAGGCAUCUAUAACAUCUACCUCUCCUGCCUUGAGGAACUGAUGAAGUGCCAGAUCGUCUAUCCUCGGCAGCAGCUUUUUACCAUUUAUGAGCUUGAAACAAUGGGCUUUGCAAAGAGUGACGUUUCUGAACACAGUCUGAUCCUGAGGAACAUUGCGCUAAAAAGCAAAGGUUUAAGUGGAAGAGCACUCAGGAAGUUACCAUUUCUAGCCCACGCACUCUUUGUAAAGACACCAACGGUAACUCUUGAGCGGUUUCUGGAGGCUAUGAGCGAAGCAGUGGACAAGCAGAGGGAGGAAAAGUCUAAUCUGUUCAACGGUGUCUGAACUUUUCUGAAGUGCCCAAAGGCUGACUUGUGAUUGUUCGAGAGCUGUCAAUUUUACAACCCUUGUUUUUUUUUUGUGUUUUUUUUUAAUGUUAAUAUUUUAAUUUGGCAGCACUAUCUUGAAUGUUUUGUCACAAACAUUGUUUUACUAAUAGCUAUUGACAACAAAAGUCUUUAUUCAGGUAAUUUUGUUGGUGCUGGCAACUGAAGAUGGGGGCAAUGUGAACGUCACCAAUGUGCCUACUUGUGGUUUAAGAUGUAAUUCAAGUGUUUACGGUUUCUCCACUCUCAGCGUUUGACAUAUACAUUAUAUAUAAAGGAAGUAAACAUAAUACUUUUUUUUGUGAACAUUAAUGUUGCUAGUUCAUUUUUGUGCAGUUAGUUAAGUGCAGAGAAAUUUGCCCCACCAAUGUGUAGCUGUCAGCUUUUGUGAUUCUGACGUCAUAGUUUCCAGUUUAUUAAAAAUGGAGGUAGAGGAAUCCAGCAAAAUUCAUUCGGUUUGUUAUGAAAUAUUAACUUUUUUAACCCAAAACGUUAUUUUCUUGUGCUCUGUGUAUAUGUGCUUUUUUUGUUUCUUUUUUAAAGGGAUUUUUUUUCACCAGCGCUGUAUAUAUGCCAAAAAACAUAUUUUUAAACUCAGGACUCAUAUGUUCGUUACAUGUUUCUAUAUGGCGCAGAAAUAAACUA
This is a messenger RNA of Cololabis saira (Pacific saury), 2200 nucleotides long. RefSeq names its product thyroid hormone receptor interactor 13 (gene trip13). The coding region runs from base 261 to 1514 and encodes 417 amino acids. The record is from RefSeq and is a predicted model, not a curated record. Gene Ontology annotation, cellular component: chromosome; nucleus. Gene Ontology annotation, molecular function: ATP hydrolysis activity; ATP binding. NCBI's taxonomy places the organism in Eukaryota, Metazoa, Chordata, Actinopteri, Beloniformes, Belonidae. The transcript is spliced from 13 exons. Gene Ontology annotation, biological process: reciprocal meiotic recombination; meiotic recombination checkpoint signaling.